AUGGAGAUGCAUGAACCGAAUGACGAUCUUUACGAAUACGAUGGCUUCAACGUGAAGCCAUCACCCGUGCCGAAUGCCAUACCCUACAGACAGCUAAGACAGGACUCCGGUAUCGAUUUCAACCUGAUAAGCGCUGCUAUGCACCACGGGUCCGUUGGGACACUCUUUGCAUCACAAUACACAACAAAGAAUUCAGCGCAAGGAACAGCUGAAGAUACAACGCAGAGGCUGACAGGCUCUGAGUAUUCGGUUUUUGCCAUCCACGAUGCCAGUACUGAACGCAAGCGGAGUGUCGCCAGUAAAACCAUCGCUGAGUUGGAUGAAUUCGAACUACCUCAAAGACUUACCAACAAUGAAGCAUAUCCUUCUGCUGAGAGAGAAAUGGCAGUGUACGUUUCAUGCAAGCAUUCACUCAAUGCCCACGCAGCAGAAAACUUCGACAAGCAUCAUUCAUCUCGGUCUGCAAUUGAGCGCAUCCAUGUUAUUCCAGCAGAUAAUGACAAUUCACCAAAUCGUUCAGUUCUGCUCAACGAUAAUACGGAUACGGAUGUUACUCUUCAGGACGAGCGCUUGAAUCGUCUCCUAUCUGUAGCGUUACCCCUGCUGCCGCACGAUGAAAUCUUCACACGGGAAGAAGAGCAAAAGGUGCGACAAGAGCAUGAUGCUAUCGAGCGUGCCCGUGCGAAAUACCUUGCAGAGGUGAUGAUUCCCGCAAAAGGCCAGGACGAGGGACCGAAGAGAUCUUCAUAUUCUAAGAGAGAAUCUGAACGACGCCAGCAAGUCGCAAGAGAACAAUCGGAAGAUGGAAUCCAGCAGGCUGAAAUAAGAGAGCAGUUGGAUUACGGUGAUCAACUCCUACAGGAUACACAGCACAUCAUGCACCUACAAGAUUCAAACAUGUAUAUCCUUCCGCGAGUGUGGAAUAUGGAAAAUCGCCCGCGAAGAACUCGAUUAUUCAGCAAUCUGCGCUUACUUUGCCAGUACCUAGGACGAGAAAUGUCAGUAGCCUACCUGAUUGGCGGGCGUCUCGAGUAUCUGCGAGCGGGACGAUCCAAGCAGCACGAAGUAGCAGUCAUGACGGAGAUGAAAUAUUUGGAAAAGCACAUAAAAAUGCGAGAGGAUGCUGAAAAUGACUACGACACACUCGUUUACGACUACUUGGGUUGGGCUAUCGCUCAAACUACAAAUGAAAUGAAAGAAAACAUCGAGAUGACAGCGUCUACAAUUGACAUCCCGCCCUUUAUGCUGCAAGAAUGGAUCGCACCAUCUCCACAACUACGAAAGCGCUUUCUUAGACUGCAAGAGCUGGAGAAGUCUCACUUUCCAGAACGCUUUGCCGCCAGACCUUCAACACUACCUCGCCCUCAAACCGAACCGUUACCUGUAUCUACGCCUGGAGGUCGACUGAUUCCAACACGAGGGGCGCAUUUGAGCACCGAUCAGUAG
Molecule: messenger RNA, 1446 nt
Organism: Boeremia exigua
Lineage: Eukaryota; Fungi; Ascomycota; Dothideomycetes; Pleosporales; Didymellaceae
Exons: 1
Coding region: 1-1446 (481 amino acids)
Source: RefSeq, a predicted model, not a curated record